Coffea arabica (coffee) is the source of this 1701-nucleotide messenger RNA. The record is from RefSeq and is a predicted model, not a curated record. NCBI's taxonomy places the organism in Eukaryota, Viridiplantae, Streptophyta, Magnoliopsida, Gentianales, Rubiaceae.
AGUGAUUGGUUGCCAAGUGUGCUUGUUGCACCUGAUUUUUUCUCCCCUUCGUUCCUCGUCCCGUCUUUCCUUCCGCCUGUUUAGUGCUACUGUUUUUGUCUGCAGGUGUUCGGUUGGGGUCGUCAGCUGCCUCUCUGCCCGCUGUUCAGGCUCCUCUCUACCAACUCCAACCUGCUUCUUUCUUUUUUUCUCCGCCACAUAUUGGUGUUGUUUCCACUCCAAAUUUUAUCUUGGUCGCACCUGAUUUUCCCACUGCUCUCUUCUUCGUUCGUCUUUCCUUUCGCUUGUUUUUGCUACUGCUGUGUUGUUUUCUGCCGCUUCUUUUUCCCUUUUCGUCCACACCCUCAGGCUGUUUCCCUUGGCCUUUACGCUUUCCUUUCCUUGCAUUUGUUUCCUUCCACGUGCAACAGAUGGACAUACUGUCAGAGACUCAGAGUUGGUGAGACUUCCGUUGGGUUCAAUGCUUCACAGAACCGUCCUUUCCCCUUUCUCAAUCUCUCGCCCAUCCUCUGCUUCUUUAUUCAGAAAGCCCUCAUCCUCUCUUCCUCUUCUUCAUAUUUUCUCCGAAAUGGAUUGAGGACAAUGGAUUGAAAGUCCAUGAGAAGGAGAAAAAAAAUCAACUUUCCAGAUCACCUAAGAUUCAGCUUUCAAGUUAUAUUCUAUUCUUUGGUUUCCACAAAGUAGCUACGGGUAUUUUGUGUUAAGCUGAUCGCUGGUAGUGAUAGGAGGGAAGCUGCUUGGAUUAUUCUCACCAGCUUUAACGCUACUUAAGUUUGUUCUAUGUUUAGCCUUUUUCUCCUUAAUUUGUUUGUUUCCCAGUGCGCGGUGAAUACGAGAGGUUUGCUGCAAUGGAACAAACUAUUGUUUAGCUGGUACGAGAGGCGGAUCUGUUCAGCCACCACAAUUCUAGAUGUCCAAGGCCUGGGAGUUAAAAAAUUUUCAAGGACAACUGCUAAUCUUUUGGCAUCCAUGACAAAAAUUAACAACAAUUACUAUCCUGAGACACUCCAUCGGAUGUUCAUUGUUAAUGCUGGCCCUGGUUUUAAGAAGGUGCUCUGGCCUGCUGCACAGAAGUUUCUUGAUGCUAAAACUAUUGCAAAAAUUCAAGCAAGGCUGUGUGCUUCUCUCUCUCUCUCUCUCUCUCUCUCUCUCUCUUUCUACCUUUACUGUGGCUCAGAUUCGAUAAAAUCACAUUGUCCAAAUUUGCAGGUUCUGGAGCCUAAGUCUUUGGGAAAACUACUUGAAGCCAUUGACUCAAGUCAAUUGCCUGAUUUUUUGGGUGGCUUAUGCUCUUGUCCAGUUGAAGGAGGAUGCCUCUCAUCUAAUAUGAGUCCUUGGAAUGAUCCUGAUAUAAGGAAGCUUGUAUAUAAUGUGGAAACAAAGUUUGUGAGGCAGAUUACUAGAGUAUCUGGCGAUGACCAGAAAGUUGACUUGUAUAUACAGACGUUCCCUUUGAAGUUUUUUCUUUGCUUCAGAGGCAUUACUUGCUCUGCUCUAUUUUCUCCUGUAUGAACAGGACUGGAUUCACUGCUCGAUUGAUGCCUUGAGUUGUUGCUGAAUCUGUCUGUAUUUCACUUUUGUAUUUCAAAGACUAGAACAAUGGCUUCAUGGAGCCCUGAGCCAUCAUGGUUAUCUUACUUGGGAGGCUCGUAUAAUUUUCAUUAAUAUGCCUGCAUAAUAUAGUUCCAUUUUAUAGUUCCA